This is a messenger RNA of Aaosphaeria arxii CBS 175.79, 3944 nucleotides long. RefSeq names its product ARM repeat-containing protein. The transcript is spliced from 4 exons. The record is from RefSeq and is a predicted model, not a curated record. Gene Ontology annotation, cellular component: cytoplasmic microtubule; spindle microtubule; mitotic spindle midzone. Bases 260 to 3856 code for a protein of 1198 amino acids. NCBI's taxonomy places the organism in Eukaryota, Fungi, Ascomycota, Dothideomycetes, Pleosporales. Gene Ontology annotation, biological process: mitotic spindle assembly; astral microtubule depolymerization. Gene Ontology annotation, molecular function: microtubule binding.
GCCAAGGGGGCCUGCACAGUUACUGCGGAGUUGGGAGCGGGUGGGCUCAAACAAACACAUACACAUACACACACACACACAUACACCCCCCCCCCCAAAAGACUAACCACCACCACAACAACGCCAACCACAAUACACCAACUUACUCUCUUUACAUUAUCGACCUCCCCUCCUACUCCUCUCUCCUCCUGAUGCUCCUCAUGUACCCCGCGUCCCCUAUUCUCUCACCACAAUAGACCUCCUGUCUUCCUCCAGUACAAUGGAGGCGCAAUCUGCCGCCCUCCUUGCGGCCCUCAAGAAGCCCUCCACCGUCGUUGACCAGAAAUUAGAACUGUUCAAUGUCCUUAAGUCCGGCAUUAAACACAAUCGCGUCCCCGACGACAGCCAGGCUACCAUAGUCGAAUGCAUUCGCAUUGCCAUCAGCACCACCACUUCUGCCUCCCUCGUUUCGGCUGCCUUCUCCACCCUCAGCCAUCUAAUCAAGCGUCUGGCUCUCCAGAACCAGACCAGCACUAUCACAUCCCAGUUCCAUAUCAUACUGCCUAUACUCCUGGAGCGGUUCGGCGAUGCGCGUGAAAGCCACCGCCAUGCUGCCUCUCAGAUCCUCUCAGAUCUCUGGCCGCUGAGCCAUACUGAGAUAGAAACACUCGUUCGCGAGAAUGCCAUGAAAGGGACCAACCCACGCGCCAAAGAAGCAUCCAUGCAAUGGGUCGUCAAGAUGAACAAGAACGAACAACUCCCCUUCCGCGCCUACGUUCCCCUGCUCGUUGCCAAUCUCGAGGAUGCCGACGCAGGCGUUCGCGAGACUGCAAAGACCUCCGUAGUGGAACUGUUCCGUAAUGCGCCCGAGCACGGAAAGGCGAAUCUAAAGAAACAGCUCGUACACUUCAACGUUCGCAAAACCAUAGCUAACUACAUAAUAUCACACCUCGAGGAAUCGCCCGAGGCAGAGAUGCCACCUCCUCCUGCGCCGGCGCCCACAGCGCGCCCCAUCUCCGCAGCGCGAGCCCAGUCGCUACAGCCAGAUACCGGAUUUGCCGACAGCAUGUUGUCGGAGAUAGCACCGCCAGCGGAGGUCAUUAGCAUGGAUGCUCUUCACAUUUAUACCCAGAGGGAGCUGGAUGACAUUUUCAGGGAUAUGGCACCGCAUUUUGAAGGGAAAGAGUCGGAGCAGAACUGGAUGGCAAGAGACAAGAGUGUUUUGAAGCUUCGGAGGAUUACCAAGGGAAAUGCGCCCACGGAAUUUCACUAUCCUUUCAUAUCAGGUAUCAAAUCGCUUCUGGACGGUAUCUUGAAAGUUGCGAAUACCCUGCGAACGACCAUGGCUACGAACGGCUGUCAACUGGUCCAGGAACUUGCGAAGACUCUGGGUCCUGCCAUGGACCCAUGGGUGGAGAUCCUGUUACAGAGUUUCAUCAAGAUGUGCGCAGCGACCAAGAACAUCGCCGCACAGAACGGUAGCACCACAGUGGAGGCCAUUAUCUCGAAUGUCUCCUACACCCACCGCAUCAUGCAACAUGUUGCCUUUGCCUCCCAGGAUAAGAACGUACAACCUCGUACACACUCAGCAAAUUGGGUCAAGACUCUGAUCCGCAAACACAAGGCACACAUUGAACACUCCGGAGGCCUGGAACAGGUGGAAAAGAUCCUCAAGAAGGGGCUGACAGAUGCUAACCCGAAAGUAAGAGAGUCUUUCAGGAGCACUUACUGGACGUUUGCACUGGUGUGGCCCCAAAAGGCAGAGGCCAUCUACGAGACGCUCGAGAAGAGAGAGAAGAACGGCCUCGACAAAGACCCCAACAACCCCAAUGCUUCCCUCGCCUCAUCGCAAAGUACCGCUCCCUCCUCGUUCUCGAAAUCAGUCGGAGCAGGCGGCGGUGCAGCUCGAAGUACCUUGAAGGAGAAGAUUGCGGAGCAAAGAAGGGCCAAGUUGGCUGCUACCAAAGGACUUCCGGACCGUCCCAAUUCCGCUCAGGCAGCUUACACACCUGCGAAGUCGCAAUCAUCACGGUCACUAGGUCCACGGACUAAUUCGAAUACUUCAGUCACGUCAUCUGGCAACAGGCCUCCUUCGGCCUUGGGAGGCACGACAAAAUCGGCCGUGGGUUCGAACUCGUCAGGCUCACUUCUUGGAGGAACCGUCCGACGACCAACGCGUCCUCGGCCAGAAUUGACUCGUCCAGCAACCGCAGAUCCUUAUGCCAGCCGGCGGGUUGCAAAAACGACGACACCUUCCAUGACACCCGAAAAGACGCCUGCUGCUGCAACCACGAAGAAAUCUACUGUUGCUAAGAGCACAGCCAGAUCUCGAGCGAAUACUCAAAACAGCCCGAACAUCAGCCCCAUCCGGAGUAAAUCCAGGUUAGGGGAAGCCGGACCCACGCAUCGCAAGACACCUAGUGGGAGCUCGCGACAUGGAAGUCCAGCUGUAGGUUCUGGUAAGGACGAAGACCUAACAUUGGUGAAGCCAUUCGUCCGGUCACAGAGUCAUCACGAGCCAAGUAGUAUCCCGUUCAGGCAACGAGUCGGUAUGGAACAGCCGACCAAUGUGGACAGUGACGUUGAUAUGGGCGAUGACGACAACUUCACCAUGGUCAUUCCAAAUCUCGCACGCCCUGCAGACCACCCUGCCCUGCGUAGUCCUCCAAAACCCAGCCCUUCACCCGGCCGGUUAGCCGCCGAUAGUCCUCGACUGGGCGCACUCAAGAGUCCUAGGUCCAUGGGAGACAUUGGUACAGCCCUGGGUACGCGCAGCCCUCGUAUGAGGUCGCCGGAUCGCCCCAGCACGCGCGGCACUGAUACACAAGAGGAGGUCCAGGUCUACGAAGAUCCAUUCGUUGGCGAUGAGCCUGUCAGUUCAUCACAGGACUCGGGCAAGCCCGUAUUGGAAGAGCUGCCACUGAAUGAGAAGAGCAUUGACCGCAGACAGAGCACAGAGAGUUCUGACAGCAACACGAUCAUGGGCAAUGGCUCAGAAGAGCAGUUCCGGGGCCAUCACAAGACGACUUCCACCGGAAGCGUAAUGCAUUCGGAGUCGACUGAAAGCAACCGCGCUGAAGUCAUGAAGAACAAGCAGCUACUUGUGAGCGGGAUCAACAAGAUCAGGACCCGCACUGUCGAGGCACACAUGUUCCGCCGCCUCCAGGACAUGAUCAAGUCUAACCAGGACAUCUGGGGGAUUGAUGAUGAGAAGUUUGGCGAGCUGCUUUUGGCAUCGCUCGAGUACCUUGAGGCGCCGGCUGAGUCGCUGAAGACGUCUGCGAUGAAGGCAGCUAAUCUGAAGGUCCAAGCCCUAGCGACCAUCCGCGCCAUGCUGUCACUGUACCGUAAGGAGACGGCUCGAUACUUCUCGCGUGUCCUCUGCUCGGUCCUACGAACGAAAGGGCAAUAUGAGAACACAUCUCACAUCGCCAUCGACCUCGAGGCAACCGCAGACGAGAUUGUCAAGUACGGCCAGACAUCCGACUGUCUCGACGCUGUCCUCCUCCUCGUAGAGGAAGCACCCAUAUCCACCCCAACCUCCUCUCCCAAGUCCAAAUCCUCCGAGAAUUCCGUCGCCCCCGUCUCCAACCGCACCAUGACGAUGGCCCUCACCACGCUCUCCACCCUGAUCCAAAUCUCCGGCGCAAAGAACGUCGCACUCACGCCCGAACAGACCGCCCGCCUAGGCAAGCUCGCCGUCCGCUGCCUCGAAGACACCGACCCAGACGUCCGCAAGGCCGAUGUUGAAGUCUGCGUCUCGCUGCACGAGAGGAUCGGCGGCGAGAAGGAGGCAUUCUGGAAGGCGGUCGCGGGCGCCAGAGAACAGCACUUGAACCUUCUGACAUACUAUCUUGCAAAGAGAAUGAGGGCGUGAAGAAGCAUGUCCCGCCUUCAACAUUGCAUUUUGUUUUUGCUUCUUCUUUUACUUCUGAUUCUGGGGGGCCGGGCGCUUGUUUUUUCUU